Messenger RNA from Siniperca chuatsi (mandarin fish), 3061 nucleotides. RefSeq names its product acylphosphatase-2-like. The record is from RefSeq and is a predicted model, not a curated record. Gene Ontology annotation, molecular function: acylphosphatase activity. Bases 2664 to 3041 code for a protein of 125 amino acids. The transcript has 4 exons. Lineage: Eukaryota; Metazoa; Chordata; Actinopteri; Centrarchiformes; Sinipercidae.
CAUAAUGCAAUAAUUCCUCUUAGACAUAUUUUGAGGUGAAAAAACUGUCAACAUGUCAUCUUACAGGUUAAAUAAUAUAUAUUAUAUAAUGAUACCUCUUUAAUGUCAGACUUCAUAUCCUCACCUAUUUACUGUCAUCAGAUAGAAUUAAUCAGCAGACAUUUUGUUGAGAGCGUCCAGUUCUGGUGGUUUAGAAACGUUGUUCUGAGAGUUUUAAUAUUAACAUCUGCUGCACUCAUUGGGUGUUUGGUCUCCACUAUCUGAUAAACUCACCUGCUGAACUUAAAAAAUGGUAAAAAAAAAUUUUUAAAUGGACUGCAUUUAUAUAGUGCUUUUCUAGUCUACCAACCACUCAAAGCGCUUUACAAUACAUGCCAACAUUCACCCAUUCACACACACACACACACACACACACACACACACAUGGCAGAGGCUGCCAUCUAACCAGCAGUUAGGGGUUCAGUGUCUAGGACACUCUCUCUGGAGGAGCCGGAGAUCAAACCAGGAACCUUCCGAUUACUAGACGACUGCACUACCUGCUGAGCCACGCCGUCCCCUUUACAGAUUUUUUUCCUUUACAUUAAUUCUAAACUAACAGUUUGUGGAGAGACCUCGUCUGUUGUCCUGGAUUAAAGAAUCAUUUUGCUUUAGUUUAUACUUAGUUUGUUAGUUUUAAACAGUUCAGAUGUGGUGGUAAAAGACUAUAAUAGAACUAAAUGGAUAUGUGCAGGAGAGAAAGAAAACCAGAGUCUUCCGUGAGAUUAAAAUAAUUUCAAACUCAAAACAUCCUGUCCAAAAUCUACUUGCUAGAACAACUACUGGCAGAAGGGAAUGUUCCUGUAGAUACAGAAGAAAACGAUUUUAAUAAUGUAUUGCUGAAAUCAGACAUUUGGGGCUACUUAUGAGCCAGAAUACAGUGCAGAGGAAUUGUGGUGUAUGUAGGAGAAAGACGCCACCUGCCGGUAAGGAUAGCGGCGCAGAGCUUCCCCAUGCUGGUGACAACUGGUGGUGCCGCUGUGGUAAAUGUGCACCAGUGGAAACAGAAGUGGAGUCGCUGUGCGUCACACCAAAGCUUUGGGCCACAUAUAGACAAGGGAGUGCUUGAGAAAUACUUCAGGAUCCCGAAAAGAAACUGGAAAAAACAACCAAAGCCAGCGGGAGAAACUGACAUCUGAGCAUAGAGUAAGUUGGACAUUGACAUUGUUUUCUUACUAGCACGGCAACGUUACAGUGUGAAAACAUACAAUACACAUUUUUUAUGAGGCUUUGCACAUACACAGAGUUUAGCCUAACUGACCGGCUGUUUAUAGGAGUUGGGGGAGUUUGGGAGUGGCCUUGGAAGGCAAAGUGCAUUCUGGUUGUUGUAGCUUUUCUACAUUUUGAGCAAAAGGGAAUAGGACAGCCCCUUUUCUGUGUUCUCUGGUCUUGCAGCACCAAUUUCAAAAUAUUUGCGUCUUUAUACUGCAUAGACAACCCAGUUAUAUUAAAAUACCAUCUUACCAGCGGUGAAAUAUCCCUUUAAAAGAAAUGUAAAUCAGGAACAUAAACUCAAACAAAGGAUGAAUGAAAAAGUAAGAUAAAGAAAUAAAUAAUGUCAUUUGAAGCUAUCAGUUAAGAGAAGGACCUCUGGUAAAUGUAUGUAUAUUUUGUUUGUCCACUGUUGAACUGUAUGAUACAGUUAUUAAUUACUCAGAUGUAAUAUAGGUUAAUUCAAACCUUCACAGGAGGUGUGUUUUCUGUCUUCUGAUAUCUGCUUUAAUUCAUUUAAUCAGUCUUUGAUAUGGUUUGCAUAAUUUGUGUAAAAGUUCAAUAGAAAAUAGAAAACACAAAUGAAUCUGAGAGUUACAAAAGAGACAAAGAGGAACAUUAUUAACUGUCUGAAACCCAAUCAUUGAUUUUAUUGAUGUAAAAAAAAUUCUCCUUUUUAAAAUGUUUAGGAAGCCUCUGAUCAAGAAAAUGAGUUUUUAAAAUUUGUUGGUGGAUUUUGUGAAAACAUUGCAAAAUUGCUAUAAUACAGUCCAGUACAACACCAUCACUAACUCCGAUGACAGAGUCAACAACAACUGAACUUCGUAGGAAACAUAAAAGUAACUUUAUGACACAACAGGUGGAUUGGACUGUACAGGUGGUUCUAAUAAAGUGACCACUGAGUGUGUUUACUGUAAAAAAAUGGGAGAAGUGGAAUUAAAAAGACAUUUUGGACCAAACAGAUGUACUUUCUUGUCACCUGGAACAGUUUACUAUUUAAAAUACACAUUGAAUCUUCACUUCAGUUGUUUAUUUUAUUAAAACAAUGUGAGUAAAGAAAAUUAUUUUUCAGGGGAGAAAGAAGUUGUUUUUAUUUAUUUCUUAAACAAAAAAAAAAAAAUCACCUCAGAUUUCUCAGUGUUUUUUGUUUUUACAGUGCAGUAAUUAUUUUGGAAGACAGUUCACAAAUUACUUGACUAGACUUUUGUCAAGCAUUGACAGGAAGUCUUCUAUGUUGUCACAGAUGACUACAAUAGAGAUUACCUUCAAAAUAAAUUAAUCAUAAUCACUUAAUUUUUCAAUGUAUUUGCAAUUCAACUCUGAUGCCUUUAUAUUGAAAUACGUUACAGGAAGUUGUUCUUAUUUUGAUACACAUUAAAGGAAGCUGCUGUGUCAAAUAACAGAGAUAAAAAUAAAUGCAGCUGAGUGCAGAGUUAAAUUUAAGCUGGACUGACAUGUUUCUGUCUGUGCUUUUAUUUUGUCUCUUUAACUUCGUCAUGUCCAAUAACAAACUGACUUCAGUGGAUUUUGAGAUUUUUGGGAACGUGCAGGGUGUUUGCUUCAGAAUGUACACAGAGGAUCAGGGCCGGAGUCUGGGACUCAGUGGUUGGGUGAAGAACACCAGACAGGGAACUGUGAUUGGUCAAAUCCAGGGACCUCCGGACAAAGUCAAUGACAUGAAACUCUGGCUGAAGAGCGUCGGCAGUCCGAGCUCGCGAAUCGACCGAGCCGUCUUCUCCAACGAGAGAGACAUUUCUAAACUGGACAUCCACGGCUUCUCCACCCGCUACUGACCCUCUGUCAAUUGACAGAA